Messenger RNA from Caenorhabditis angaria, 1663 nucleotides. The record is from the annotation of a GenBank genome assembly. NCBI's taxonomy places the organism in Eukaryota, Metazoa, Nematoda, Chromadorea, Rhabditida, Rhabditidae.
AUGGUUUCCUCAACUCGUCUUGAGAAUUAUGCCGUUUCAGAUGAUGGUGAAGAAGGGCCAAAAGAUCGUGGAAAUGUUGUGUUUUGUUUGGUGAUGAUUGUUGGUUUUGGUGUUUUAAUGCCGUGGAAUAUGUUCAUCACAAUUGCACCGGAUGUGGGUUUACAUAUUCCAGAUUUGAAAACAACAAAAAUUGAUUUUUUGCAGUACUUUGAAAAAUAUUGGUUCAAACAAAAUGAUACAGCUACCUGGUAUUCCAAUGAAUUUAUGAGCGCUUUGGCGAUUGCUUCACAAUUACCCAACGCUUUGAUCAAUAUUAUUAAUUUGUUUUUGAUCAUUGGAGGACCAUUGAUUUAUCGAGUUUUGGCGCCAGUUUUGUUCAAUCUUAUUAAUGUAUCUGCAGUUCUUGCUUUGGUGAUUUUUGUCAACCCGACACCAGAAGGUGAGUAGAACGCUGAAUUCCCUUCCUCAAAUCAUUUUUUCCAGGAAUGGCUUGGUUUUUCUGGACAAUGCUCGCCAUCAUUAUGUCAAUCAAUUUCAGCAAUGGAUUAUAUGAGAACUCAAUUUUCGGAGUCUUUGCCGAUUUUCCACAUAAAUACACCAGCGCUUUAUUGAUUGGCAAUAAUGUUUGUGGACUUUUAAUCACCAUUUUAACAUUAGCAAUUACUUUGAGUAAGUUGGGAAUUUCACACCUGCAUACAAAACAAAAAUGGUUUUUUUUCCAGUCGCUAACAAUGUGCCUCAACUUACCGCAAUUAUUUAUUUCUCAAUCUCAUUGGCAAUUUUGGUGAUUUGUGGAUUUGCGUUGUUUCUAAUCACUAAACAAGAUUUUUAUCAUUAUCAUCAUGAAAAAGGGAUCGAAGUUCGUAAAAAAGCAGACACCCAUAAACCAUCGCUCACAAUUCUUUGGACAACUUUCAAAGGAUGUUAUGUGCAAAUAUUCAACAUUUGGUUUAGUUUUGCUGUAACUCUCACAAUGUUUCCGGCAAUGAUGUCGCAAAUCAAACCAUCUGGAAGUGGGUAUUUGGAAAAGUAUUUGUCGAAUAAUGAUAAUAUUUAUACAUUGAUUACGACUUAUUUGGUUUUCAAUUUGUUCUCGACUAUUGGAGCUAUUUUAUCGUCAAAGUUUCAGAAGGUAAGAAUUAUUAAAGAAAUCUGGAAUGUGAUAGAAAAAUAAUCAUUCCGGAAGAUAAACAUGUUCUUCAAACCUUUAAAAACCUGAACAUAUUUCAAAUUUUCCAGCCCGGUCCGAAAUAUUUGAUCUACUUUGUCAUUGCUCGCGCUUUUUUCAUUCCAUUGUUCUUCUUUUGCAAUUAUCGAUCAGAAUCUCGAGAAAUUCCAGUUUAUUUCAAGUGUAAGUUGUUUCUCCAAAAUAAAAAAAAGUUUUUUUAAAAACCACAAAAAAACUUUUUUUUUUCAGCAUCUGAUAUUUUUGUGCCAGCUGGAAUUCUUAUGUCUCUCAGCCAUGGUUAUUUGAGCAGUUUGGCGAUGGGUUAUACACCAAAGUGAGUUUUCACAAGAAAAUCAUCAAUCAAUAAGAUUUUGCAGAGCGGUUUCAUCACAUCUUUCCCGAUUUGCUGCUCAACUUUCCGCAUGCACCCUUAUGGUGGGACUUUUAACUGGCGCCAUUUUCUCGUCGCUGGUUGGGCAAAUCAUUAAACAAUAG